UCAUCUGCAUGGUCAUCAGUUAGCGCAAGAGUUUCACGGGGUUUACACUGCGUGAAAAUCGCGCAUUCCACUCGCGCGUGACACCUUCAACGAGUGGUUUUCAAAAUUUCAACCCGACCAGGAGGACCGGUAUGGAUAGCCCUGGUGGUUAUUAUGACCCUGUAACGGGGCAGCCCAUGGGAUAUGAUCCGGCCACUGGACAACCCUUCUACGGCGAGCAAGUCCAGAACCCGUAUGGCGGCCAAUCAUCGCCGGGUGGUCCUCAGUACGGCAUGCCGGGCCCGAGUGGCGGUCAACCUGAAUACUCCCCGUUCAGCGACACUUCUCAAAGUAUCAUGGCUCCGUCAGGGUCGUUUGAACGUCGACCGAGCCAAACCGGCGUCGCGUGGGACGAAUCCAACAUCAAGAGGACGCUGCACCCGAUUGACAAGGACUACGGCUUCAUGAGGUGUGACGAGCCCAAGACGCCCUUCAGUUAUGGCUUCAUACCCAACGAUCCUCGUAGCAGGCUCGACUACCAAAAUCUGGUUGAAAGGAUGCGGCAACACCAGCAGCAUGUGCAAGAAAUGCAGCGUGCUGCGGCACCAGCUGCGGCACCGCCACCAGGACCAGGGGACUACCACCCACCCCCACGAGACCCCAACUGGGCAAGCUAAAACUACCGGGCCAAGACGUCGCUAGCUGUCUCGUCCAGUUCCCACAAGCCAUGCAUCAAAGCUUUCAGGAUAUUAAGGCGGAAGAAAUAGAAUUGCGGCGUCACUGCUA
This is a messenger RNA of Ornithodoros turicata, 765 nucleotides long. RefSeq lists its product as uncharacterized. The record is from RefSeq and is a predicted model, not a curated record. Gene Ontology annotation, molecular function: protein phosphatase inhibitor activity. Gene Ontology annotation, biological process: regulation of signal transduction. Lineage: Eukaryota; Metazoa; Arthropoda; Arachnida; Ixodida; Argasidae. The coding region runs from base 132 to 656 and encodes 174 amino acids. The transcript is spliced from 3 exons.